Eleginops maclovinus (Patagonian blennie) is the source of this 1573-nucleotide messenger RNA. Its product is annotated as ecto-ADP-ribosyltransferase 4-like. The transcript is spliced from 3 exons. The coding region runs from base 395 to 1420 and encodes 341 amino acids. Gene Ontology annotation, molecular function: NAD+ poly-ADP-ribosyltransferase activity; NAD+-protein-arginine ADP-ribosyltransferase activity. The record is from RefSeq and is a predicted model, not a curated record. NCBI's taxonomy places the organism in Eukaryota, Metazoa, Chordata, Actinopteri, Perciformes, Eleginopidae.
GGGUUUUAUUUGUAGACUUGACAAAUACACAUUUACACGUAACUUAAGAAUACAAUACCAACGAGCAAAAUGGCUGUAGUAAAAUUAAAAAGGUUGAAUCAGUUUCUUUUUACUAAAUAAAAAGAAACUGAUUGUCAAAUAGCAUCAAAAGUGUAAACAUACAUUUGUAGUCAAACGUGUAGAUCCUGUUAGGGGGAACUACUUUGCCGGCAAACAGCAAUGAAUGCCUCCACCCCCUUUCUAAAGAGUAUCAUGCAGCUGUGGUAAGCACUUGGUAGGAGAAAAGUAAGUCAAAAACUUACCCAAAGGUGUUAUAUUGUUGUUGUGGGAAUAUAAAGGUUUUAUUGAUGGGCUACAAGGACUUAUCAUAUCGGUCCUGGUUGUGAUUUAUUGUAUGUCAGAUAUGAAGUUUGGCGGUCGACCAGUGUGUAAGCUGAAGUCCCAGAAAAUCUUGGCAACCCUGUGUUUGUUUAUGGCGUUGGCGCUUCUAUUAUUCUAUGACCCAUUUCUACUCAUCUGGGAGCCUGAGAAUCCUGCUGAGAAAAGUGUGGCUUUGCCUCUGGAUAUGGCUACGGAUUCCAUUGAUGACAUGUAUGAUGGUUGCCGGUCGCAAACAGCCUCAGUGAUCGACCUGUUUGGCGUGUUUGAGUGGCACUACAACAGAAAGUUCAGCAUUGCCUGGGCUCUAGUUGAAAGCAGUGCAAAGAAACCAGUGCACGCACAGCUGAAAGAAGACCAUGCUAUAGUACUUUACAUGUACACAAAGCUGACAUAUAUACAACACAUCUUCAACCAAGCAGUGAAAACAGGGAAACACAAGUACUGCACAUCUACAUUUAGGUUCCACUAUUUUUACUUCUUCCUCACAGAUGCAAUUCAAGUUCUGCGUACAAACCAGACAUUGUGCAGAACCACGUAUUACAGGACAUGGGAACGUUUUGACCACAAUGUCAUCAACACUAACAUGCGCUUUGGUGCUUUUACCUGGGUAGCUUCAAGCAAGCAGUCAUUUGACUUUAAAGGCAAUGUUUCUUGUUUUGAGAUCUACUCAUGCUUCGGUGCUGAUAUAACACAUUACUCUGCUACAAACCAAAAGGGACAGGUGCUAAUUCCUCCCUAUGAGGUCUUCAAAAUCACUGAUGUGCUGACAAACGACCCAUGGUGCAGUGUGGUCUACAAGCUACAGAGCACCAAGGCACCAAGAAGGGAUUUGAAUUGUAAAUUGAAUCAAAAGGAAAUAAAAAGUUAUUUACGAUACUUGUACACAUGGAGUGCAUGGACGAUGUUAGCAUACAUAUUGCUGUUAAUAAUAAUCUCUUUAGUCCUUGUACAACGCAGGGAGAUGUGUUUUGUCGCUGCAGUGCUGGGGGCUCUUCUGGUACUGAUAGUUAUUCUGGUGAUAUGUAGAGUUGCUCUUUGAUAAAAGACGGCAGAUGGUGUGUAUCUGGGGUACUUUAUCAUGUGUUGUUGCUUAUUGAGAGAAUUUAUCAUUUAUGUUUGAAAGUAAUAAGGAAAUAAAAAUGUUAUACUAGUGAAACAAAAAAUAUAUAAUAAAUAAAAAAUGCUUAAAACG